AAGGAGGUGAGAAAAAAGAAUCAGCCAUGCUUGAAUGGCGGAGCAGAUUCGAUGGGCUCAAUGGCCUAAUUCUCUCCUGUCUUUUGCUCGGCCAGGCCGAGCCGAGAGACACAGAACGGGUUGAAGACCCGCGAUCAGAAGGCAUUCCUGUAAUUCUUCGGCUUUCAUUUCAGAUUUCAAGCAUUUCCGGUUUGUUUCAGAAAGUGACAGGCGUUCUAGCUCCGCCCCGCUCUUUAAUAAUCAUGAGGCGAACAUCAGCUGACUGUCUGAAAGUUGCAUUCGCCGGUAGAGCGUUCGAUUUAUUGAUACCCAGUGUCCCGACCUUUCCUUUCGUUGACACUGGAUGCCGAUUUCCAGUCGCUGGAUAACGUUGUGUGUUGUUGUUCCACGGCCUGUCCGACGCCCGGAUUUCCGAUCAAAAGGUCUCCGAAUGGAAGAUGAUGCAGAGGCAGCGACUGGGAACUGGUUGACCAGCUGGUUGCCUGCCUGGUGCCCGACAUCCAUGGCUCGCCUACGAGAGGCCGAGGCUCGGAUCCUGCAAGGCCUGAAGAGCCCCCCGGUGUGCCGCUACGUGCAGCUCCCGAGCUCCCAUCGGAUCUGGACGCUGUCACUGGAUCGAGCUGCAGGCGCAGCGGGGGGGCAGACGCCGUUGGUGCUGGUCCACGGCUUUGGGGGUGGCCUCGGCCUCUGGAUCCAGAACCUGGAGCGGCUGAGCUGCCAGCGCCGGCUGUUCGCCUUCGACCUGCUGGGCUUCGGCCGCAGCUCCCGCCCCGGCUUCCCAGCCGAGCCCGAGGCAGUGGAGGCUGAGUUUGUGCGCUCCAUCGAGGAGUGGAGGGAGCAGCUGGGCCUGCCCGCCAUGAUCCUACUCGGGCACAGUCUGGGUGGCUACCUGGCAGCCAACUACUGCAUCCAGCACCCCGACAGAGUGAAGCACCUGAUCCUGGUGGAUCCGUGGGGAUUCCCCGAGCGGCCGACCGACCAGUCGGAGGUUUGGAAGCCACCUGUCUGGGUGAAGGUGCUGGCUGCAGUCCUGGGACGUUUCAACUUCCUGGCCAUCCUGCGGGCUGCAGGACCCUGGGGACCGUCCCUAGUCCAGAGGUUCCGUCCGGAUCUGAAGAGGAAAUAUGCAGACAUGUUCCAGGAUGACUCCAUCCUGGAGUACGUGUAUCACUGCAACGCGCAGACCCCCAGCGGGGAAACAGCCUUCAAGGUUCUUUCAGAAGCGUUUGGCUGGGCCAAGCGACCGAUGAUCGGGAGGAUCCACCUGAUCCCGAAGGACAUUCCCAUCACGAUGAUCUACGGCUCCAAGUCCUGGAUCGAUUCCAGCAGUGGGGAGCAGGUCAAGGCGCUAAGGCCGGACUCCUACGUCAGGACCAUGUCCAUCGAAGGAGCGUCACACCACGUCUAUUCUGAUCAACCACAGGAGUUCAAUGCAGUGGUCGCCGAGAUCUGUGACUCUGUAUCUGAGACACCUUCCACCUCAUCCCAAGCCUCACCUUCCCCUACCUCCUCCCCAUCCCCCCCUCCAUCAGUCACUGUUGAGCUCGUAACAAACUGAGUCCUUGUGUCCCCUCCCUCUUCCACCCCUCCUUCCAUGAGUUACGAUGAACCUUCACCUUGGGGAUAUUGACAGAGCCCUCUGGCCCAGCUGGGCUGUUGCUAGCCCAAUCUGCCCCUCCCAGCCCCUCUGAAUAGAACAGGGUGGGGGGGGGGGGGGUUGGAGCAUCAGAACCUUGCCCUCUCCCAUAUCUCAUUUCCCUGUUCCUCCUGCCUCCUUUCUCUUCUGCACACCUUAGCCCUCUCCCACAUCCUACUCACCUUUCCUUUCUCCCUCUGGUCCCCCAUCCCCUUAACUCUUUCCUGCCUCUCCCUCUCCUCCCCUCUUUCAAGGUGUUGGGGCUUAUUCCAGCCACUUCCCUGCCUCCCCUAUGGUGGAAAUUGGCCCCUCUGGUUGGAAGUUGCCUCCCUAGUAGCACCCAAGUCCUCUCAUGUUUCUCUCACCAGCACUCCGGAGAUGGCCACCCACUGUCCCAGAUGGAUGGUUUGGGUGGCCCGUGGGCUGGAGGUGCACCAAUUCUAUGGCCACAACCAAGGGAUUGCUGUAUGGACUGGGUUGUGGGGGUUGAGACAAAGCUGAGGAUGGUUAAAGGGGGAUGUCUGUCGCUUGACCCCACCCCCACCCCUGUCUGGCCCAAGCCCCUCUAAUGCUCCCCUGAACCCCACUCCCAGCCCUCUGCACCAGAUGUUCCUUCUGGGCAAGUGGUAUUUUGAACGGAGAUAGAAUCUGUCAGUGAAUGGCACGACUCUGAAGCUGACAUUACCGCCCAAUGAGUCUGGGCUGAUAUUUGCACAAAUCUACCCUCCUGGCCAAAUCCAGACUCCCAACCACCCCACCGAUUUGCCUCUGCCCAGAUUCUACCCCCUUCCCAUAGUCUAUAUAGGAUUUACAGCGACAACUCCAACUCCAACUCCCCUCUGCCGCAGCAGACUGGGACGUGAGCCGGGUCCCGUGGAGAGAGCACGCAAACUCCACGCUGUAGUGCCAGAAUUCAAAAUGGAACUGGGAUUCCUCGGCCCUCUUCGUGUGCCCCGCAAGGAAUUGGGGUGAGCUGCAGUGAAAAGCAGCGUUGGAUCUCCCUGGUCAGAUGGUGAUAGGGUCCGUGGCAAUGCCCAGUGUGUAGACUAAAUCUCCCCGGUCUACACACACCGCCCCAUUCCCUGUUGUCCCGGGACAGAUGACAAUCGUGAUGGAAGGGGCACAGCAGAGAUUUUCACCUGUCUCUGUGGGGAAGACGAGCAGUGAUUUAAAUUUGAAAGCUUACGCAAUGAAGCCUGGUGAAGACAACACAGGCCGCCGGAACAAGAUCCCCACGCUGGCUGAGUUCACCAAUGGAUCACUUACCCUCCGCCCGUCCCACUCCUUAUUGGAGACCCCUGUGCCAUGAAUCUCGUGAAAACGGUGUACGUUUUGCCAGGGGCGGUUUCGGGAUGUACGUGGCCUAUCCAUCUCCCCCUCCCCCCAAAGACUAACGGGUUGCUCUCUCGUGCCCGAGUGGGUGUACAGCGUGUCUUCCCCAGACCACAGUAACCUCAACCAGCCUUUCAUUCAUCUAUUUAUAAUAAAGUAGUUGCGUUUUGAGGAGUCGUCUUGUUUUUGUGGUGAAAUCAUCUCCCCCCUUUUACCUUUCUCACACGCAUAAUAAAACUACCGCUUGAUUUCAGUGGCCAGUGCAAAUGGAUGACGCCGAGGGAGGGAGGCACGGGAAGGAGAUGAGCGGAUCAGAAUCAAGUUCAUGAUCACUGAUGCAUGUUCAGUGGCCACUUUAUUAGGCUCAUCUGCUCGUCAAUACAAUUAUCUACUUAGCCAAUCACUGCAACUCAAUGCACAAAAGCACAUCGACAUAGUCAAGAGUUGUUAUUCAGACCAAACAGCAGAAUGGGGAAGAAAUGUGGCCCUGGCAUUAUUGCUGGUGCCAGACAGGGUGAUUAGGUAUCUCAGAAACUACAGAUCGCUUAGGGUUUGCACAUACAAUAGUCUCGAGAGUGGUGAGAAAAGAAAAGAAAAAAACCAUUGAGCAGCAUUUCUGUGGGUGAAAAUGCCUUGUUAAUGAGAGGUCAGAGAAUGACCAGCCUAGUUCAAGCUGACAUGCAGGCAACAGUCAUUCAAGUAACCACACGUUACAUCAGCAGCGUGCAGAAGAGCAUCUCUGAACGCACAACAUGUCAAACAUUCAAAGUAGAUGGACCACAGCCGAAGACCACAAACAUACUUAGCUAACAAGAUGGCCACUGAGUGCAGGUCACGAAAUCUGUGACUUUGUGCUGCAGUGCAAAAUAAAAAGAAUUAGUGAGGUCGCCUUCAAGGACCAAACAGAAACAUGAUGAAGGGGAAGAUAUUGUUCCAAUGCCGAGUGUGGGUCUUCAGGCUCCUAUACCUCCAGAAUACUCCGAAGGUACUACCCAGAAGUAGGCAUGUCCUGGGUGGUGAGGGUGCUUAGUGAUGGAUGCCACCUUCUGGAGACACCAUCCUUGAUGGUGGGAAGCAUUAUCCCUGGCUGAGCUUACAACCCUCUGCAGCCUCUUCUGGUCCUGCACAUUGGAUCCAGGUGGGGGGGGGGGGGGGGGUGAUAGGGAAAUAGAACCAGGCGAGCCUUGAGUGAAAGCUGAAAUGGGAGCCCAGAGGUAAUGGGUGGAACCAGGUAAGGGAUGGAUGAUGAGCUGGUGGAACAUGCAGGGAGAGGGGCAGAGCCUGGCUAGAUGACAAUAAGGUUAGCCCACUAAGGGAGGAAUGAUGAACAGAUGACAGCAGAGAAUGUUGAAGCAGGUGAGUCUUUGUAAUGGUGGGGGGAAGAGAGAAUGUGAGCAAAGGCUAAGGUGGGAGACAUAAAAGGAUUAUGAAGAAAAAUUCAAAAAACAAUUACCUGCUCUGACUUUCCCUUUGUAACAGUGUUCCCUGGACACUCCAACUUCAGAGAACAUAUCCCUCAAACCAUCUUCACUCUCCAUAACUGUCCACACUCCCCAAUCACCAUAACUGAACAUUUUGAGGAACAGGUGUAUAGAGAAAUUACUCAUAAUUGAAAAAUCACUGGGAGAGUUUAAUCAUUAUUGACUGGGCCACCCAGUGCAUUAAAAGCUUGGAAGGGAUGGAAUUUAAAAAAAAUAUGACCAGGAAAGUUUCCUGAGUUAAUAUAUAGAAAGGCAGCUGUGGAGGGUGGAAUACUGGGCCUUCUCUUGGGGUAUAAGGUAGGGCAAGUAGCUGAAGUGGCAUUCAGGAAGAACUUUGGCUCGAGUGACUAUAGUUAUAUUAGUUUUUAAUAUUGUGGGAUAAAGGACAGGCCCAUCGGCUAGGAUCUUAAAACAAGAGCAGGGCGAAUUUUGGGGGAAGUAGUCAGCAAAUAGCAGAGGGCAAUUGGAUAAUCCUACUUGAAGGGUAAGAGACGAUCGGCAACAUUAGAAGGGGUCUAAUGCUGCUCCAUUGUUCAAGAAGGGUAACAAAGCCAAGCCAGAAAAAUACAGGGUAGUCAGCCUGAUAUCAGCAGCGGGAAUUCUAAGGGACAGUAUCAAGCAGCAUUUGGCUAGGACCCUGAUCAGGAGUUGGCUUUGUGUUUGAUGAAUUUUAGGUUCUUUUUAAGAGGCUAAAAAGGAGUCGGGGUAAUAGAUUUGUCUAUUUGGACUUUAACAAAGCCUUUGAUAAGUUUCAGACUUAAAAUAGAAUGGGCCUUUCAGCCCACAAUGCGCCAACCUGUAUAAACCUACUCCGUGAUCAAUGUCACACUUCCCACCUCCACAGCCCAUAAUCCUCCAUUUUUCUUAACAUCUCUAAGUGUCUAUUGCAUCAGCCUCUGCCUCCACACCCAUGUUCCAGGCUCCCACCAUCCUUUGUGUUAAAAAAAAUACCUGACAUGACACCUUAAGCAAAUUUUCCUCCACCCACAGAUGAUGUUAUCUUGCAUUGUUAUCUUGCAUCUCGGAUAAAGCUGUUGGCCGUCUGUUCUGCCUAUGCCUCUCAAUCUUAAAUAUCUCUAUCAAGUCCUCUGGCAUCUUCCUUUGUUCCAAAGAGAAAAAGGCCCAUUUUGCUCAACCUUUCUUCUUGCUCCAGUGUUUCCUUGGCCCUAGGUUACCAAGCUCUCACCCAUCUAGUUCAGGACUUCCCAUCGACAUCAGUGCCAUUCUUCUAAGCUCCAGCAGCUGCCCAAUCUUGCCCAGUAUCUCUGUACUGAACAACUCCAUCUUCUGCAGUGAAUCAUUCAGACACAGAGUCCACAAUAAGUCUUGUACCCAGGGCAUGGGAAACCAAAACAUAGGCACAUAGUGAGAGGAGAAAGGUUUAAAAUGGAUCCUAGGGUGCCUUUUUUUGUUUGGUGAGUAUAUGGAAUGAACUGCCUGAGAACCUUCCUACCCUUUCCACCCGCCCACAGACAGCCCUGCAACUCCAGGGCAGACCAGCUCUGGAGCCUCCAGCAGACUCGCGGAUAGCGGCCUCCAACGUCGCUAAUGGACUUGCAGCCGGACUUGCCAACUUCCGUCUGCAAUUUUCAGUAUCAAUCCCAAAUGCUAAAGCUUGAAUUGGACACGUUGAACAUGAGAACCAAACUCCACACGACGACUCACAGAGCUACGAGGUUACCAGUCCUUGUACCUUAUGCCCGCAUCCCAUUACCAACUGGCUGCGGUUGGGGGUGGGGAAGAGAACAGGCUCCCUGACCUGGAGAGCCAUCAGCCCUUGUCCUCGGUGAUCUUCCUCCACAGUGCUUACAGGCCCCACAUUCAGCCAUGGCAUGUGAAUGUGGACUGGAUCACUGCCCCGACCCGUCUUAGAAGGACAUGGGCCGAAUACAGUACAUUGGGACACGAUGGAUAGGCACUGUGGUCAGCACAGGCUGAUCGAGCCAGAGGGCAUGUGUUGCUCUCGAACUCUGAGACAUCCUACAUUCUGUAACAGUCUGCACCUGAGACACACCCCAUCUCCAUCGCUGAAACACAGGUCCCAGACUCUGUAAAUAAACCCACAUGGACUGCAAUUUCUUUCCUCAAGAUCCUGUACAAAAGCACAGCACUAUAAGGAAUAUGAGCCUGCCCUGAAAAUGGUCUCACAAGUUGACAAAGCAAUGAAACAGCUGGGAGAACAUGCUGCUGACAUGUCCUCACACUGCACUCAUCGUAGAGGAAGAUACACUGUUAAUUGAAGACACCCACCCCCCC
Hypanus sabinus (Atlantic stingray) is the source of this 6705-nucleotide messenger RNA. RefSeq names its product (Lyso)-N-acylphosphatidylethanolamine lipase-like. The coding region runs from base 344 to 1558 and encodes 404 amino acids. The record is from RefSeq and is a predicted model, not a curated record. Gene Ontology annotation, cellular component: lipid droplet. NCBI's taxonomy places the organism in Eukaryota, Metazoa, Chordata, Chondrichthyes, Myliobatiformes, Dasyatidae. The transcript is spliced from 7 exons. Gene Ontology annotation, molecular function: phosphatidylcholine lysophospholipase A1 activity.